AUGGAAGUACCACUGGUGCCAUGGAAUGAUUUCCUGAUAGAAUGUGCAAGUGUAGAUAGCGAAACCGGUACGUCUGGGCUGUUUGAAUCUGAAUGGAAAUGGCUUAAACAGCUGUGCGAACUGGCCGGUGAGGAUUGCUGUUCUGAAGUGAAUAAUUCAUUCCAACAAGUAACACUCACUUUAAGGUUGGAUGCUAGCAGUUAUUUUUUGAAGCUACGCUGGACUGAAUCCUUUUCUAUAGUUGGUCCUGAAGUGGUUACCAAUUUGGGUUCUGCAUUUCAAUAUUCAUGGCAGAAUGGUGAUACUCUUUGUUCGUUGUAUCAUCGCUUCGUUCACUGCUGUUUGAGGAUCGACCAGGCAGUAGGACUGUGCUCAGAUGUCAAAUAUCCAUUUACAUUCAUAGGGUGGACAGUCGAUGAAGAUGACCCUACUUGUAUAGCCGUCACAUUGUUAUGCGAACAGUGGCAUACAAGAAAAAGCUUUCAGCUAUUUUUGGUGAUUGAUUGGUCAGAGCCGAAUAUUUUUCCGCGUAGACUCACUUCUUCUCCAGAGUUUCUUCAGGGCUUGCAACUUGAUGAAUGGGAUUCGUCAAAUGUGUUUGCUGAUAACCUAACUCGAGUUUUCCGUAAUAUGAUCUCAUAG
Cercopithifilaria johnstoni is the source of this 642-nucleotide messenger RNA. The record is from the annotation of a GenBank genome assembly. Lineage: Eukaryota; Metazoa; Nematoda; Chromadorea; Rhabditida; Onchocercidae.